This is a messenger RNA of Cadophora gregata, 1206 nucleotides long. RefSeq lists its product as uncharacterized. Gene Ontology annotation, molecular function: solute:inorganic anion antiporter activity. The coding region runs from base 98 to 1111 and encodes 337 amino acids. The record is from RefSeq and is a predicted model, not a curated record. Gene Ontology annotation, biological process: borate transport; monoatomic ion homeostasis; monoatomic anion transport. The transcript has 3 exons. Gene Ontology annotation, cellular component: plasma membrane. Lineage: Eukaryota; Fungi; Ascomycota; Leotiomycetes; Helotiales; Ploettnerulaceae.
UGUAUCUGUAAAUUUAUAUCAAUGCUGGCGCUCAUCCAAAUGACAAUGAAGCUUCUCCCAGAUCUAUAAUUUCCUUCCCUUCUUACUUGUUUCCAACAUGCAAAGAUCAGACACAUCCUCAGCAACGGAUGUUCCCAGUGCUAGUGGAGUACCUGGAACUCCAAUUUUGAAUCCUACUGUAGAGAAACCUCGGUCAGAACGUCCUCAAAUGCAUGCGACGAAUUCAAAAUCGAACACCUCGGAUUACACUUGUGAUGGAGUGACUGGGUGGAGGAGAUUCCGAGUCCUGCGGCCGGGUCGAGGAAUGUAUUAUGAUAUCUGUCGACGUCUUCCAUAUUAUUGGAGUGACGUUACCGAUGCUUUCACCUACCGUACUUUUGCAAGUACUGUGCGAAUGUACUUCGUCAAUCUGCUGCCAGCUCUAGCAUACACUUUGGACAUGCAGCGACGAACAGACGGCUUCUACAGCGUCAACGAGUCACUGUUCGCAUCCGCUCUUGCAGCUAUGGUUUUCAGCACGAUCAGUGCGCAGCCCUUGACAAUCGUAGGUAUCACUGGACUGAUCUCUCUUUUCAACUACACCAUCUACGACAUCAUCAAGAUCUACGAUGUUACGUUGUACGCUCGGUUCAUGACUUGGACUGCGAUUUGGGCCGCUAUCUGGCACUGGCUGGUUGCGGUGUGGAACCUAUGCGAUUACAUGCGGUAUGUGACGGAUUUCUCAAGUGAGACUUUCGGGAUGUAUGUUGGGAUUAUUUACAUGAUCAAAGGAGUCGAGGAGCUGGUCAGCUUAUUUGAUUCCUUCGGAAGUGUUGACGGUUAUUUGAGCUGUGUUAUUGCGAUCCUCUACUUCGGAACGGUGUAUGCCUUGGAGAAAAUCGGUAGCGGGGUACUGGCAAAACCAUGGGCUCGAGGACUUCUCGCUGAUUAUGCCUAUCCGGUACGUAUAAUGAUUUUAGCCACAUCGAACACGAAUAUUGACGGCCUGCGCAGAUCGCAACCAUCUUCUGGGUCGGAUUUGCCCACAUUCCUGGUACAAUCAAGAGAGCCAACAUCAGCACUCUGCCUAUCAGCCGAGCAUUCUACCCAACACAACCUCGAAGCUGGCUAAUCGACUUUUGGACAUUGGACUUGAAGUGGGUUUUCGUGGCAAUGCCGUUUGGUUUCUUGGUGAUGCUUCUCUUCUACUACGAUCAUGUAAGUUCU